GCAUGGACUGACCGUGCAGAGUCAAGCAGCAGUCUGACACAAGUCGGUGACUGUAGUGCGUGUGCUACAGCAGUGCCAUGGAUCGCUUCAGGGGAGUGCUUCUGGGCAUUGCGAAUGCCUUGCUUUGUAUCCAGCACGCUGCAUCCUUUGCCGUGCAGCAGCCCAUCCUAGCAUCACCAUCGGUGCAGCAUCAUGUAACCACGGCAGCGGGCAGGGCUAGCGGAAGUGCCCUUGUGAUGCUGAGAUCCCGUGGUGACCAAAGAAGGCGCGGUGGAAGCAGCAGGAAUAGAAGAGACAUCUCCAGGGGUGCAGCAGCGGUGACCACGCUUCGAAUCAGCGAGGAAGACAGAGAGAGAGACCUCAAAUUUGAACGCGAACUCGAUCGAGAUGCACAGCGAUGGAUCAACGGUGAUGCGAAGAAGCAGGAGCUCUGGAACAAGGCCAAAUCUUGGCGGAACCUCAAUAAAUUGCUCCUUGCGCGCGAGGAGGCAAUGUCGGAGCUAGAAAGAGAAACACUUCGAUACUUCCUGAAGGACGUGCAGACUGUCACGGGAUUACCUCUGGUGGAGGAAAACGAGAUCACCCCGCUGGCCUGGUGCAUCACCCUGACAAUUCAGUUAAUGCCCCUCGCUGCCAUUUACAUCAUCGUAUUCUCGAUCGCGACGGAGAACAACCCGCAGCCUGUCUUGGACGCAGCGCAUCCCUUCUGGGCAUGACGCAAAGGCCCGCUACUCGACUUAACUUGCUAGAGAUGUUGGGGGAUCUAGCUGACUCCAGCACGUAAUUCGUUACUAUAUUGUAAGUAGUUGUUCGAUUAGGGCUGCCUGUGUGUCCGUUGUAGUUGCUGUAUUGAUUCCUACUGUUCGUUUUACUUUUGUUUUCCCCACCCCUCUUCGUACUUCGUGCCAAUCGUAGAGAGAGAGGUGAACGAGUCGUCGGUCGUGGCGAAGACAUACAGCAGUAGCGGGAUUCUGGUGGAAUCGUUAUUUGCCAAUUUUUUAUGGUGAACGAAACAGCGUAUGUGGACGAAGAAAUACUGCAUGCUUACCGCUUUCAGUUGGACUGCUUCUGCAGGGGGGCGGGGGUUACGACGGUUCUGACACGCUGAGCUGCUCGCGAGUCGGAUGAGGGUUUCGCUGAGAGGUUCGAGGUUGGGGUGGUAUAGUUUUCUCGCGUGCUCAGCCUC
Ectocarpus siliculosus is the source of this 1186-nucleotide messenger RNA. The record is from the annotation of a GenBank genome assembly. NCBI's taxonomy places the organism in Eukaryota, Phaeophyceae, Ectocarpales, Ectocarpaceae.